CGAGUUUGUUGUUUAUCUGCUAUUCUCUGCAUACCAUAUUGUCUGGGAUUGAAUUCCCUGCUUGCAUUCAGUACCCAGUUGUUGCAUUUAGGUUUCUUCGUCCUUAGUCCAACCCAGUGCACGACUGGAUUGGUCUUACGACUGGACCUCGAAGUCACUUUCUUCUCGAUACCCCUUCUAUUGCUCACAGAUAAUUAUAUAUCAACAUGGCUACCCCCACAGUGGCAACCCCGGUGAAGACUCACCAUGGGAUCUUCUCCACCAAGACUGCCGGAGGCCGCAUGCCCCUGACUCCUUCACCACGCACACGGGCUGGAAGUGUGACAUCAAACCCUUCCUCUCCAUUCACACCUCCCUGCGGAGCGCAAGACUCCAGCAAGGAUCACAGCAAGUCCGUCUACAGCGGCAAUCUCUCCUCAUACUUCGCCAAGUCCGUCUCAAGGACAACUCGCAGCUACCGCGAAUCUCCCAAGUCCAACAUCGCUCGCGCUCGCACUCGCAAAUCGCCCAGGCAUCUGGAGCUCGCGGUUUCCGAAUGGUCUCUGACUGGUACCGGUCCUUCCCAGACGCCAUCUAAGGAGCGGCUGCGGAAAGAGGUGACUCGGAAGGAAGUUACCAGAAAGGAAGCUCCCAGGAAGGAAGUGUCGAGAAAAGAGGCACCCAGGAAGGAGGUUACCACUCGGACGAGGCCCGGAAAGACGACCGUUCGUAUUCCGCACACUGCCGGUGACAGAUUCAUUCCCAACCGCACCGCCAGCGAGGGCCUGGUCACAGCAGGCGCAGCCAAGCCGGAGGAGAGCCAGCGGCCGAAGUCCAGCAGCAACGACGGAUCCUCUGUGCUGGCGAGCGCUGCGAGUGCUUUUGACAUUGGUGGUCGCGGGAGCGACGAAGACAUCACUGCGGCUCUCGAAAGCUUGGGACUUGAGGACAGCGAGCCGACAACAUCAUACACCAAACCGGCGCCAGACGCUGUUGCUUAUGAAUCGUCGCUGGCUGACGCGUGUGGAGUCAACCUGAACACUCGCAUCCUUGCCUUCAAGCCCCCGCCUCCCGAGUCCUCGAAGCCGAUUGACUUGCGCGCCCAGUACAACCGUCCCCUCAAGCCUGCCAAGUCACAGGCUGCUCAGUUCCGUCGAAGAGUCCAAACGGCUCCCGAGCGUGUUCUGGAUGCUCCCGGACUUCUGGACGACUACUAUCUGAACCUUCUGGAUUGGAGCUCUGGAAACCAGGUCGCGAUCGGUCUGGAGCGCAAUGUGUACGUGUGGUCGGCUGAUUCGGGAUCGGUCAGCUGCUUGCUGGAGACUUCUCCUGAUACGUACGUGAGCAGUGUCAAGUGGAGUGGCGACGGUGCCUACGUCGGUGUUGGCCUGGGAACUGGCGAGGUUCAGAUCUGGGACGUUGAGGAGGGCUCCAAGCUUCGGAGCAUGUUUGGUCACGACUCGCGCGUGGGUGUCAUGGGCUGGUCCAAGCACACCUUGUCUACCGGUGCCCGGAGUGGUCUGGUUUACAACCACGACGUUCGCAUUGCACAGCACAAGGUUGCAGAGCUGGUCUCGCACACCUCGGAAGUCUGUGGCCUGGAGUGGAGGCCCGAUGGGGCUCAGAUUGCCACCGGCGGUAACGACAACCUGGUGAACAUCUGGGAUGCCCGGUCUCUCAGCGCGCCCAAGUUUACCAAGACCAACCACCGCGCCGCUGUCAAGGCUCUGAGCUGGUGCCCCUGGCAGCUGAACCUGCUCGCCACCGGUGGAGGUUCCUACGAUCGCCAUAUCCACUUUUGGAACACCACCACCGGUGCUCGUACCAACAGCAUCGACACCGGCUCCCAGGUCACCAGCUUGAGGUGGAGCAACCACUACCGCGAGAUCGUCAGCUCGAGUGGAUUCCCCGAUAACUCUCUGAGCAUCUGGAGCUACCCCACUCUGGUCCGAAACGUCGAGAUCCCGGCCCAUGAGACUCGUGUCCUGCACAGCUGCCUCAGCCCAGACGGCCAGCUCCUGGCCACCGCAGCUGCCGACGAGAGCUUGAAGUUCUGGAAGAUCUUCGAGCGUAAGGCCGGCACGAAUGCCUCUGCCUCUCGCGAAGGCGGCGUUGGAAGCAAGGCCCAGUUGACCAAGUCUAUGACCAUUCGGUAGAGUGUCUCGUUUUCUGUUUUAUUUCGGUUACUUUUUUUUCUGGUCAUACCUCAUGACCAUGUCUUUUCUUUGGAUUUCGGUAUCGCGGACCGGGUUUGUCUUGAUACCAUUGGGAAUAUCGGUUCAUUAGUACAUGGGGGUUUUGGAAUUCACAGGUGGAAAGGGGAGUUCAUCGGUAAUCGGCGUUUGUAUCUAGGCUCGACCGUAUAUUAGCAGUCAGGUUCUUGUAUAGAAAUUUGCAUAUUAUGAGCAACUCUCGUCUUCUGUUCUUUCUCUC
Aspergillus heteromorphus CBS 117.55 is the source of this 2412-nucleotide messenger RNA. RefSeq names its product WD40 repeat domain-containing protein. The coding region runs from base 207 to 2135 and encodes 642 amino acids. The transcript has a single exon. Gene Ontology annotation, cellular component: anaphase-promoting complex. Gene Ontology annotation, molecular function: ubiquitin ligase activator activity; anaphase-promoting complex binding; protein binding. NCBI's taxonomy places the organism in Eukaryota, Fungi, Ascomycota, Eurotiomycetes, Eurotiales, Aspergillaceae. The record is from RefSeq and is a predicted model, not a curated record. Gene Ontology annotation, biological process: positive regulation of anaphase-promoting complex-dependent catabolic process; anaphase-promoting complex-dependent catabolic process; positive regulation of ubiquitin protein ligase activity.